AUGGCGGAGACGAUGGACGUAGAUAGCAGCGAGCUGCUCACGCGCUAUGGACGGGAGAUUGAUCGCUUGAAGAAGCAGAUUAGUGAGGUGCUGGCUGAGAAUGAAGAGCUACAUAAGGACCGCCAGCGUCUCAUCGAAGCUGGGCGAACAAAGGAGGACUGGGAAGAACUGCAGGAGCUGACCAACACGCUGGUGCAGGAGAACAAACUCUUGAUUGGCAAAGAUGAAGCAAACCAAACAGAGAUCCAACGCAUGGAGAAGAAGAUGCAGAAGCAGCGCGAGGAAAUACAGCAAUUACAGGAGGAAAAGGGCCAGCAGGACAUACACGCCCAGCGUGUUGCCCUUGAACUCUCGCGUUUGCGGGACGAAAACAGCAGAUUACAGCGCGAAAACGCCCGGAUCCGCGCAGACGCACAGGUGCGUGGCGGUACAGGAUAUGCCCCACCAUCGGACCAGUACCAGCACAGCGACACCGAGAGCGCUGGGGUCGCCAGUCGAGACGGCGACCACCACGACCGCAUCAUCCAGGACCUCACAAACGAGCACGUGCGCGAGGUGUCUCGGCUUCGCGACACGAUCCAGCAGCUGCAAGGCGCCGUCAACCAGAAGGAACGCCACAUUGUCCAGAUGCAAUCAAAAGUGCAGGAAGCAACAGCUCUGGUGACCGCACUUCGCGAUCGCCUGGACGCCGUUCACCAAGAAAAACGGCGGCUGAGUGAACGGCUGGCGCAAGUAGAGCUCAACUACGAGGCGGCGCUGCAGGAGCGCGCACAGUACCUCGCACACCUCGACUCGGCCAUCAAGAUUGCCGAGCACCGGAAACACGAGCUUGCGUCGCUGAUGGCGGCAUCGGAGGUGAGCAAGGCGGAGCGAGACCGGGCGCUGAUGGAAGCGGCACGACGGGAUGCGCAGUUGGAUGCCAUUUCGCGCCAACUCGAGGCGGAACAGCAGCAGGCGAGGCAGCAGCUGCUGGACGCUGUGGACAUGGUCCGCCUUCAACGAAGCAACUAUAAGCGAAUGACUGGCAAGCCAUGAUAUGCAAGCGUUUUCUUGCUGCCCCGCUCCCCACCCCUCAGCCCUCCUUGCUGUACAUACACACGUGUUGACAAUUGUCGUCGUUUGUUUAUUAGCUUGUCACGUCCUCCCCGCCAAGUACCUGUUACCCUCGCCUGGUAUGGCAAUUAGCUUCAGCACACAACACACACAGCACACACACACACAGACGUCCCAUAUGCGAUACACGUGUGCGCGUGAGCUUUGCCACUGCUUCCUUUGUGUACAAAAUCAAAUCAGAAUAUAGCUGUCCAAGCCGCA
Messenger RNA from Salpingoeca rosetta, 1314 nucleotides. RefSeq lists its product as uncharacterized. Gene Ontology annotation, molecular function: protein binding. The transcript has 10 exons. Lineage: Eukaryota; Choanoflagellata; Craspedida; Salpingoecidae. The record is from RefSeq and is a predicted model, not a curated record. Gene Ontology annotation, cellular component: ciliary transition fiber; centriole. Bases 1 to 1035 code for a protein of 344 amino acids. Gene Ontology annotation, biological process: chemical synaptic transmission; cilium assembly; mitochondrion organization.